AUGGAUGCUAUGAAGCUAUUUAUACUUCUUAGUUUUCUGCUUCUUGAAGGAGGAACUCUUGUUCUUAGCAGAAGUAGCAGCAGUCUUACUCGCAGCUUCUUUUGGAGAAGUCUUCUUAGAGCCUUUGGCUUCACCCUCUUUGGUAUCCUUGAUUGUUGGAGAUGAGUUCUUAGUUUCAGGAGAGGACUUUGUAUCUUUAGAAGAGGCUUUACCAUUCUUUGGACUUAUCUUCUUGUCCUUCUUGUCCUUCUUGUCCUUUGGGCUAUCCUUCUUCUCUUUGGACUCAGCCUUCUUACCUUUAGAAGUAGCAUCUUUAUCUUUAGGGCUGCUCUUGACAUCCUUUUUCUUCUCUUCCUGACUUGCUUUCUUGUGUUCUUUAGUGCCAGCUUUCUUACUAUCUUUAGGACUUGUUUUCUUUUCUUUUUGGAUAUCUUUCUUAUCUUUUGUAGCAUCUUUAUCCUUAGUAAUUUCCUUUUUAUCUUUCUCUGUAUCCUUCUUAUCUUUAGUAGCAUCCUUCUUAUCCUUCGCUACCUCCUUCUUCUCCUUAGCAGCUUCCUUUUUAUCUUUAGGACUGUUCUUUUUCUCUUUAGUACUAACUUUCUUCUCUUUGACAUCCUCCUUCCCAGGACUAUCCUUCUUUUUCUUAGGACUAUCUUUCUUUUUCUUAGGACUAUCUUUCUUCUUUCCUGCUACUUUCUUCUCCUCUUCUACUUUACCCUUUUUGCCUUCAUCUUUUUUAACGGUCUCUUCUUCUUCUCCUUCAGCUUCUUCACUGCUCAUGUCUUCAUCUUGUUCUUGUUCUUCUUCGCCUUCUGCUUCUUCUUCCAUUUCUUCGUCAUUUUCUUCACCUUCGCCUUCGCCUGAGUCUUUUUGACUGUCUUGGCUUUUAGCCUCUUCUUGUUCGCCUUCGCCUUCACCUUGGGAUUCGGAGUCUUCUGAAGGUUCAUCAUCUUCUUCAAUCUUUUUGGUUUUGGCGGUUUUAGCGGCUUUAGUGGGUUUAACAACCUUUUUAGCGGGUUUAGUAGCCUUGCUCUUUUUGGAUUUCUUUGGAGAUUCUUUCUCAGACUCCUCCUCCUCAGCUUCAGAGCUUUCUUCAUCUUUAGAAGCCUUCUUUGCCUGACGCUUGCUUUUCUUUGGAGUAUCUUCUUCAUACUCUUCAUCAGAAGAGUUUUGAUUUUCUCCCUUUUUGGCUGACAUUUUCUUAGUUGCAUUUGCAGCAGCAAGCCGGCUUGAUCUACGAAGAAUUGAUGAGGAUUUAGCUACAUUUUUAUCUUCAGAGACUUCCUCAUCGUCAAACUCUUUCUUAGAUACUUUCCGGGUCCUCUUCUUGCCACUAACCUUAUUCUCUUUUGUGGUCUUUUUUGGAGGAGCUUUGGUCUUCCUUGAAGAUGUCUUUCUAGUCUUCUUAACUUCUUGCUUAGGAGCAUCAUGAUCGUUGUUCUCUUCAACAUCGCUCUUUUCAGACUUAUUUGUGUGAGAAGUCCUUGCUGACUCCUUAUUGAUAUCUUCUUCAUCAGAUGGGUUCUUCAUUUCAACAUCCUUUGUUGCUUUCUCAAUCUUCUUUGACUUUUCAGCUGCCUUUGUCUUCUUGCCUUUAGUCUUGAGACCUUUUCCUGCGACUUUUGUUGCAAUUUUUCCUUUAGUCAUGUUGGGAUGCUUAGUAGAUUAAAAUGACUAAUAUCGACUGGGAUAUAUAACUCCUAUCCAAAAAUACGAACCUAA
Molecule: messenger RNA, 1722 nt
Organism: Moneuplotes crassus
Lineage: Eukaryota; Ciliophora; Spirotrichea; Euplotida; Euplotidae
Source: the annotation of a GenBank genome assembly